ACCGCUGCCCCCCAACCACGCCGGCCAAAAUGCCCCGCCGUCUCGCGACGACCUACUCCGGCCGCAUCGCCGCCGCGACGCCGUCCCCCUCGGGCCUCUCUCUCACCGUCACCGUCUCCCCGACGCCGCCCCCCACCCCGUUCGACACGCGCGGCUUCCCGCUCCCGCGCCGCCACCUCGUCUGCGCCGUCGCCCGCAUCCUCCGCUCCCCGUCCUCCCCCUCCCCGCUGCUCGACCUUGCCGACUACCUCGGCUCCCUCCGCCUCACCAUCACCGCCGACGAGGCCUCCGAGGUCAUCAAGGCGGUCGCCCCCGACACCGCCCUCGCCCUAAGCUUCUUCCUCUUCGCCGCCACCUCCAUUCCGGGAUUCCGGCACGAUGCCUUCUCCUACAACCGUAUCCUGUCCCUCCUCUUACGCAGCCGCGCCGACCCCGCCGAGGCCCUGCGGCUCAUCGCGGAGAUGGAGCGGGACGGCGUGCCCGGCAACAUCUCCACCGUGAAUCUGCUGGUCGGGACGGGCGUGGAGGUGGGCAGGUGCCUGGAGCUGGCGAAGAAGUGGGGGCUGAGGCUGAACGGGUACACCUACAAAUGCAUUGUGCAGGCGCACUUGAGGAGCAGGGAGGUGUGGAAGGGGUUCGAGAUGUAUGAGAAGAUGCGGAGGAAGGGAUAUAAGCUGGACAUCUUUGCAUAUAACAUGCUGCUUGAUGCCCUUGCCAAGGCUGGAAUGGUUGACCAAGCUUAUCAAGUCUUCCAAGAUAUGAAACAAAACAACUGUGAGCCAGAUGCAUAUACAUACACUAUACUAAUUAGAAUGUCUGGAAAGGCUGGGAACACAACUAAAUUUCUCUCACUUUUGGAGGAAAUGGUGUCCAAAGGAUGUACUCUUAACCUGAUUGCUUAUAAUACUGUUAUUGAGGCUCUUGGUAAGAACAAGAUGGUUGACAAGGUGAUCUUUAUGCUUUCUAAAAUGAUUGAGAGUGGCUGCCAGCCCAAUGAAUUCACAUAUAGCGUUGUUAUCCUGGAUGUUUUAGCAACAGGAGGACACCUGCACAGGCUGAAUGAGAUUCUAGAUAUCUGUAGUGGACAUCUGAACAGAUCGAUUUAUUCUUUUUUGAUCAAGUCACUCUGCAAAUCUGGGCAUGCAAGUGAGGCUCAUAUUGUGUUCUGUCGUAUGUGGAGUUCCUAUGAAAAAGGAGACCGGGGUGCUUUUGUAUCAAUGCUUGAGGCGCUAUGCAAUGCAGAAAAAACAACAGAGGCUAUUGAUCUACUACAUAUGAUGCCUGAAAAGGGGAUUGCUACAGAUGUUGAAAUGUACAAUAUGGUCUUUUCUGCUCUUGGGAAGCUCAAGCAGGUAUCUUUCAUAAGCAAUCUCUACGAUAUGAUGAAAGCCAAUGGGGUUGUUCCUGAUGUUUUCACAUACAAUAUUAUGAUCUCAAGUUUUGGUAGGGUUGGCUUAGUUGAUAAGGUGCGUGAACGUUUUGAGGAAAUGCAAGCUAGCAGUUGUAAGCCUGAUGUCAUCACCUACAAUUCUCUCAUAAACUGCCUUGGUAAAAAUGGAGAUCUGGAUGAAGCCCACAUGCUUUUCAAAGAGAUGCAAGAUAAAGGAUAUAAUCCUGAUGUCUUUACUUACAGCAUAUUAAUUGAGUGCUUUGGUAAAUCCAAUAAGGUUGAUAUGGCAUGCAGUUUGUUUGAUGAGAUGAUUGCUGCGGGAUGUGUUCCUAAUAUUGUAACCUAUAACAUUUUACUAGACUGUUUGGAGAGACGUGGGAAGACAGGAGAAGCUCAUAAACUUUAUGAAACUCUGAAGCAACAGGGGUUGACUCCUGACUCGAUAACUUACUCAAUACUUGAGCGAUUAGAAAGUAGAUCUCAACGAACAGUAAGAAUACGUAAGCCAAGUCGGACUACAGGUUGGGUUGUAAGUCCAGUAUGAUGGCCCAUUCUGGUUCCUUCGGUUGCAUACCUCCUAUGAGGUGGAGCUGAGGAUACAUAAUCUGUGUGCAAUGUUACAAGUGUAUUGCAGUUAAACAAUAUCACCAAAUGAUUGCUCAAUCACCAUGGAACAAAUUAGUAGUCCAUCAGAAUGAUAAGUAUCAAGAGUAUUGCAUGGCUGCUGAUAUCUCAGUUUUGAACAAUUCAUAGAUGAUGGACAUCUUGAGAAGAGCUUGUGAGAAGAAUUUUCCAUUCCAAGAGGAUAAGAUAUGGAUGAGUUUUCUGUGGAUAUGAUCUGUUGCUGUCAACACUUCGGAGCAAAUAAGAAUACCAGAAUAUGCUUCAAAUUGUUAGACAAUCUGGGCAUCGGGAUUAUAUGGCCUUGCUUGGAAUCUUCAAUAUUCGGAACAGUGCCACGUUUCUUUGGCAAGUUAUUGGCAAAGGUGUUCAUGCAUCUAUUUAAUGACACCGUUGCUUGGGGCUAUUGACUUACUGGAUGCCAAGAAGAAUUUGUAGUGGUGGUUAGCCCUAAUUUCUUAUCAAGUACAUCAAAUACUUUUGCUGCAUCACUUCGGGCCUCACUGUCUUACUGGAGUCUACAGGGAAAAUGACGGGUGUGAUUCAAGAUACUGGAAGACCAAGCUGAUAUAGAUAGUUCCUACAGCAAUAAAGGCAAGUUGAUUUUACGAUAACAUUUUUUGGGAAAAAAAUACUUCUUUGAUGGCUGUACCAGUUAUUUUGAUUUCAAAAUCAAUCUCAUUUCUUUCCAUUGAUUCUUAUGUGUCCACUGCGGAUUCAGCAAUGUAAAAUCCCUUGAUUUUGUAAAAAAGUUCUGAAAUCUUAUCUGGUGCAGUUAACCGUAGGUUGAUUUGUUUCAGGCAGGGUUCGUUUAUCAUCUUGCAGAGCCCGUGUACGUGAUGCUAACUUUAUGGCUUCCGGACUACCCUCCUGCUUUGCCUUCCGCUGCAUUGCAUCAAAUUGGCACCGGAGCACUUGUCAAGAAUGACAAGAGAGAGGUGAAAAUAAUUUCUGUAUUGCGCAGGAGAAGAACUGUUGAUGAUUUAUCGGCCAAGGAUGAAAUGUGCAAGAACAUAACUGACGUCUGCAUCCCAGGACAUCAACAACACUAUGGAUUCACCGCUUGUCAGGCAAUGUUGAAGCCCGACGUGAAGCUCAUGGACUUUGCCAGAGAUGAAAUUGAAUGGAGAUGCGAAAGAAACCCUUCCUACACAGGAAGGAGGACCUAUUGAAAUAAGUAUCUGCCAUAAGUUCAAAUAACUAGUACACGGAUCAAUAGCAACGCACUAGUUGAUCCGUGUUUGCGAGCCCGCCAAAUCUGCCACUGUACGAAUCAUUUAGCAGUUUUUCAAACAAAAAACACACCCCAAAUUUUUCUAUUUAGCUGUAGCAGCCUCCGAAAUAUUACUCAGAAUUUGAUCUGACAAGGAAAACUAUUGUCAGAACUGUAACAGUAGCGGCAUGGAAAUACAGUUGUCCUUCGGUCUGCAAUGAUGAUAAGCAAGCAGCAGUAGAAAGUUUCUUCAA
Panicum virgatum (switchgrass) is the source of this 3478-nucleotide messenger RNA. RefSeq names its product pentatricopeptide repeat-containing protein At1g51965, mitochondrial-like. The transcript has 5 exons. The coding region runs from base 30 to 1934 and encodes 634 amino acids. The record is from RefSeq and is a predicted model, not a curated record. NCBI's taxonomy places the organism in Eukaryota, Viridiplantae, Streptophyta, Magnoliopsida, Poales, Poaceae. Gene Ontology annotation, molecular function: protein binding.